AGAUGAUGGUAGCAUGGCCACGUUGCGUGCUAAAGCUCCACCAUUGGUAUACACUGCACAACACUUUCUCAAAGACUCUGUUUGGUUUCUAUCAAAAUUUGCAAUGGAAACGCACUCUGGCGGAACAGAGAGCAGUUACAAAGAUGCAAGCGAUUCCGCUGCAAAGAAGAACUUCGCUGAUGGAAUAGUUCCUCAGAUUCUGCGUCUCUAUGGAUCCACUGCAACGUCUCGCGAUUUUGAAAUCUAUGCUCCACAUGCUUCCUUUGAGGAUCCACUCAUGUGUGCUCGUGGGGUGAAGCAGAUCAAAUCAGCAUUCUAUACUCUUCCCAAGCUAUUUAGUGAGUCAAAGAUUGUGGAAUACACUGUUGAAGAAAAUAUGGCUUCAUCAGGAAAAGGAGAGAUAUUAAUUGACAAUAAGCAAUACUAUAAAUUCUUGGGAAAGGACAUAGAUAUGGUAUCACUAAUCAAGUUGCAAAUUGAGGAGGGUAAAGUCGUUCGCCAUGAGGACUGGUGGGACAAAAAACCAAUUUCGAAUAGAGAAACCACAAAGCUGCCAUUGCUUGGCAGAAUUGCAGAAAUGACACGCAGGGGAUCAAUGCUUGCAACCCACGUGCUUAUGAGGUUUGGGAAGGACCCAACUGAGUGAAUAAAAGAGUUCAUUGAAAAUACUUUGAUCUUUAUUAUGCAUAGGCCUGUAUAUGAGACUUGAUAUUGUUACUUGACAUUCCAUCUAGUAAGGUAAUAUCUCCAAUUAUUACUCAUUCUUGUGGCUUUGAUGAAUAUUAGAACGCUGAACUUUGUAUGGAACAUAAUUUGUACGUUGUUAUGUAUUUUUCGAUAUACUAGUUUGGCGAUCAGCCGUUUGAAAC
This is a messenger RNA of Abrus precatorius (Indian licorice), 869 nucleotides long. RefSeq lists its product as uncharacterized. Bases 14 to 646 code for a protein of 210 amino acids. The transcript is spliced from 7 exons. NCBI's taxonomy places the organism in Eukaryota, Viridiplantae, Streptophyta, Magnoliopsida, Fabales, Fabaceae. The record is from RefSeq and is a predicted model, not a curated record.